CGCAAACCGACGGCCAUUUCCGGGCUCAAGGUUGCAUUUUACAGUAAAGGGAGAAAGUCUUGGGGAGGCUUCCUAGAUUAAUAAUGGCAACCUACAGCCUGGCGAACGAGCGGCUACGCGCCCUGGAAGACAUCGAGCGGGAAAUCGGCGCCAUCCUUCAAAACGCAGGUAAUGUGAUCCUGGAACUGUCCAAGGAAAAAACCAAUGAGCGGCUCCUAGACCGGCAGGCGGCGGCCUUCACGGCUUCGGUCCAACAUGUGGAGGCGGAACUGUCCGCCCAAAUCCGCUACCUCACCCAGGUGGCCACAGGACAGCCUCACGAGGGCUCUAGCUACUCUUCAAGGAAGGACUGUCAGAUGGCCCUGAAGCGAGUGGACUAUGCCCGCCUUAAGCUCAAUGAUGUGGCCCACACCUGUGAGCAGAUGCUGGAAAACUAG
Molecule: messenger RNA, 437 nt
Organism: Chrysochloris asiatica (Cape golden mole)
Lineage: Eukaryota; Metazoa; Chordata; Mammalia; Afrosoricida; Chrysochloridae
Gene: MED11
Product: mediator complex subunit 11
Exons: 3
Coding region: 84-437 (117 amino acids)
Biological process (GO): regulation of transcription by RNA polymerase II
Cellular component (GO): mediator complex
Molecular function (GO): transcription coregulator activity
Source: RefSeq, a predicted model, not a curated record